Messenger RNA from Mercurialis annua (annual mercury), 2335 nucleotides. RefSeq names its product S-type anion channel SLAH3-like. The record is from RefSeq and is a predicted model, not a curated record. The transcript has 6 exons. Lineage: Eukaryota; Viridiplantae; Streptophyta; Magnoliopsida; Malpighiales; Euphorbiaceae. Gene Ontology annotation, biological process: transmembrane transport; intracellular monoatomic ion homeostasis. Gene Ontology annotation, molecular function: voltage-gated monoatomic anion channel activity. Gene Ontology annotation, cellular component: membrane. Bases 206 to 2044 code for a protein of 612 amino acids.
AAGACGUAUAACAUUUGAGCUCAUUUUUCAUUUUUCUAUUCUAAGCUAUCACAUCUCUGCUUUUUUAUUUUAAAGAUUGCAAGAAAAGAAGAGGAGAUAGAGUUCUCCAUCACUAUUUUUAGUGGUCUUGAGUACUGCCAGAUCUUGCAUUUUGCUGCGACUUGGCCUCAGUUUUCAAGAUCAUCAAAUUUGGAGCUGUUAUAGAAUGGAGAUCACAGAAAUAGUAAAGGCGGAAGAAUCACUUCCCACGCUCAUCAAACACAUCUCAACCAAUGAACUGGCCGGCUUUGAUGGCAUUCACAGAGACAGUGUCUUGAUUGCCGAUCAUAAUCAACCAAUUGGUUUUCAUUCAUUAGCUACGGGAACUCAAGAUGCUGCGUUUCAGAGCAACUCCGAGGAUUUUCAACCCAUCAACCAUCAAAGAAAGCAUUCUAUUUCGAUUAGCAUGCCAAAUUCUCCGGCCAAACACAACUCAAACAACAACGAGAAACUACCUUUUGAAGCGAAUGGUGAAACAGUUUUCAGCAAUGGAAAACAAGUUUCUUCGGCUUCAUCUAAGACGAAUAGUGUUAAAUUUCUUUCUCAGCCAAUGCCGAAGGGAUACGCUGUUGAGGGGGUAGCCAAUAUGGCUAACUUUCCAUACCCUCAGAACAUGAAAAAGCUGAAAGAUAAACGGUAUGAUUCUUUCAAAACGUGGUCAGGGAGAUUUGAGAGGCAGUUUUCGCAUUUACGUGGGAAGCCACGUGAAGAAACUCCACGAAAUUCUGUUGAGCCUAAAAUAGAGAGAGAUGCUUUGCCUGUAGAUCGAUACUUUGAUGCAUUAGAAGGGCCUGAACUAGAGAACCUGAAGGCCUCAGAGGAAAUAGUGCUCCCAGAUGACAAAACAUGGCCGUUUCUUCUUCGGUUUCCGAUCUCUGCCUUUGGUAUCUGUCUUGGCACUAGUAGCCAAGCAAUCUUGUGGAAGACCCUAGCAAUUUCUGCCUCCACAGAUUUUCUCCAUGUUAGUCUGAAAGUGAAUCUUGUCCUAUGGUGGAUUUCUCUGGCUCUUCUAUUCGUUGUAGCUUGCACCUAUGGUCUUAAAAUGAUUCUCUACUUCGAAGCAGUUCGACGCGAAUACUAUCACCCAAUCCGUGUCAAUUUCUUCUUUGCACCAUGGAUAGCUUUACUUUUCGUAGCACUUGGACUACCGCCUUCAGUCGCUACCGAACUACCAGAAGCUCUUUGGUAUGUUCUCAUGACUCCAUUCCUCAUUCUUGAGCUCAAGAUCUAUGGACAGUGGAUGUCUGGAGGGCAACGACGGCUUUCAAAAGUGGCGAAUCCUUCCAACCAUCUCUCGGUUGUAGGGAACUUCGUAGGGGCGUUGUUGGGUGCGACAAUGGGGCUAAAAGAAGGACCUAUUUUCUUCUUCUCUGUUGGAUUGGCUCACUACUUGGUCUUAUUUGUAACUCUGUACCAGAGACUUCCAACAAAUGAAACACUCCCGAAGGAGCUCCAUCCGGUAUUUUUCCUGUUUGUUGCAGCUCCUAGUGUCGCGUCCAUGGCAUGGGCAAAGAUUCAAGGCUCCUUCGAUUAUGGAUCACGGAUUGCUUACUUCAUUGCCUUGUUUCUCUAUGUCUCACUGGCAGUUCGCAUCAACUUUUUCCGCGGAAUUAAGUUCUCAUUAGCUUGGUGGGCAUACACAUUCCCCAUGACAGGAGCCGCAAUUGCAACCAUUAGGUACUCAAACCAAGUUACAAACGUAGUAACUCGGUCACUAGAAGUCGUGCUCUGCAUAAUUUCUACAUUAGUAGUAUUAGCUCUCCUCGUAACAACAAUACUACACGCGUUUGUCCUUGGCGACCUCUUCCCUAACGACAUUGCAAUAGCCAUCAGCGACAGAAAACCGAAAAAUCCAUUUCAUCAUCAUCACAUAAAGUGGUUGCCACAUCGAAGACUCGGAAGCUCGGAAAAGAACGAAAUUGAGAACUACUUGAAGUAUGCAAAUUCAGAUUGCAAUGACCUUGAAGCUUCUUUAAACCAUCAUAUUACAGAAGAUAGCAAAUAAGUAAAUAUCCUAAUUAUAAACAUAUACAUAUAUGUACAACGCUUAUGAGUUCUGCUAGUCUAGAAUUAAGCUUGCCAUUUUCUGAAUCUUCAAUCUACGGCCAUGUGAGGAACGAUAAAAGAUAGUACUUUACGGUCCGGUGAGCAUGUUCUGAUAAAGAAAUGAAGAUUUAUGCGGUGAGUUUGAGUUUGUGUACUGUAUAGGAGCUUUGAUAUGCAUGCUAUUACUAUAUCAAUGUAUAAUAAUGUAUCACCGUAUCAGAUAUAUAUGUUUAAGCACUAUUAAGUAUAA